Molecule: messenger RNA, 1662 nt
Organism: Pseudophryne corroboree (corroboree frog)
Lineage: Eukaryota; Metazoa; Chordata; Amphibia; Anura; Myobatrachidae
Gene: CDIN1
Product: CDAN1 interacting nuclease 1
Exons: 12
Coding region: 141-1049 (302 amino acids)
Biological process (GO): erythrocyte differentiation
Cellular component (GO): nucleus; cytoplasm
Source: RefSeq, a predicted model, not a curated record
AGCCUGCUGACGUCAGUGUUGUGCGUCCGCUGACAGCGUCUCCGUUGCUAUGGAGGUGACGCGUGACGUCAUUGCACGGGGCGCGCGGGAAGACAGCGAUCGGCAUCUGACACAGGAAGGAACACGUGACCAGCCGAGUGAUGAAGCUGAGUAAAGCGAAGUAUGAUGAGAUUGCCCGUUUCAUCACUACCCUGAAGCCCAGCCGGCAAUGCAUGAGGCAGCUGAAGGAGAGGUUUCCCCGUCAAUCGCAGUCCACUCUGCUGAGCAUCUUCUCCCAGGAGUACCAGAAGCUGACUAAAAGGACACAUGCGAGACAUCAUGCUCCCGACACCAUUGAAACGUACUACAGCAGGUAUCUAAAUGGCGUAGCUGUAGACCCAGCCGCACCUGUUUUACUAAACCUGGCUAAUGAGGUGGACUUUUCUCCAGCCCUUAUUGCACGGAUUGUUUUGGAGAGAUUCCUGCAAGAUCAAGAUUCACCUCCACCCACAAAGCCCGUCUUAAAUAGCAUGCUGCGUGAGCCGUCUCUGAUCCCUGACCCUGUUCUUGCCAAUCAGGUCCAUCAGUGUAUUAUCAAUGACUGCUGUAACGGACCCUUGGUGGAUUGCAUCAAACACUCAAUCGGUUAUGAGCAUGAAGUACUACUGAGAGAGAAGCUCUUGGAGAGAAACCUAGCCUUUUUAGAUGAAGACCAGCUGCGUAUUAAGGGCUAUGAUAAAACUCCUGACUUCAUCCUGGAGGUGCCAGUAGCUGUGGAUGGACAUGUUAUUCAUUGGAUUGAAAGCAAAGCAUCCUUUGGAGAUGAGAGCAGUCAUCGCAUGUAUUUGCAGGAUCAGUUCUGGAGCUACUGGAACAGAUUUGGGCCUGGCCUGGUGAUUUACUGGUACGGAUUUAUUGAGGAGCUGGACUGUCACCGAGAUCGCGGCAUUCUACUGAAAGAUGACUUUCCCCGUGAUAUCGUAACUCUGCGUAACUGCUUGGUGCUGGAAGAUGAGCGUGGCCGACAUACCGAAGACUAUGCGACGGAGAAAAGCCAGGAAGCAGUGUAAUAAUUCUACGCGAGCCUCAAAUGCUGAACUCCGGAUGAACUGCAGUACCAAGUCACAGAGCUGCCUUCUCAUACAAACACUCAGACAAUCUGUUUACCUUCCUUUCCAGCCGCCCUUCUGCCCUGUGCUCCAGCCCAAAGCCCACGCACUAUCUGAAACACCUUUGCUUCUGCAGAUGCUCUGCGGACAUACACACUGGCCUUCCUUCCGCCUGCACCCUGUACCUAGAGUGAAAAGGAAACCACUGCUCUUCUGACGCCCUCACCGUUAACUGACGCCCUCACCGUUAACAUCUCCCCAAAAUAUAUUUGCAGAGGACCUGACGUGCGUAAUAGGUGUCAUUCUCUGGCGCAGUGCAACUGUGUGAAGAAAGCGAUCAGUCAUUAUUAAGUUGUUACCAUGACCUGGAGUGUGGUGAGAAAUGUACAGUCUGCAUCGCAGUUUUUAGCAGCAUUGCAAUCAGGAGGUUUAUAUUUGCUUAUCAUACAUUGCAGAUGUUGGGAAUAUUAAAGUUGGAUUACUGUCUGAUAUUAAAGGUGUUGUUCAAUCUUGCAGCCUAAAAGCUAAUUAAUGAUCAUGUUGUUUCAUUUGCAAAUAAAGCAUUUUUCAAUCA